AUGUUCCAGGUACGAGUUGUAGUAGAUAUUAAGCACCACACACCUCAAAGCUCGGUAAACGAUGAUGACGAUGGCGACAAGGUCGCAAGAAUUUCUUCUACCAAUCCCAAAACUUCAAAAGGAGUGAUACUGGAGGUUGAUGACGAUGAAGUCCAACUCCGAAAUGAUGAAGAGAGUACGUGUCCAGUCCGCAUCGUGUUGCGCUGGAUCGCAGUUGGUCAACUAAUGUCCGAGCCAGCAAAUCGUUUGCUCAUGGAUAGUGAUUACCAAGAAGUUGUUGUUGAUUUAUCCCUACUUACAGAUGGAUCAUCAAUGAAUAGUUAA
This is a messenger RNA of Plasmopara halstedii, 324 nucleotides long. RefSeq lists its product as uncharacterized. Bases 1 to 324 code for a protein of 107 amino acids. Lineage: Eukaryota; Oomycota; Peronosporomycetes; Peronosporales; Peronosporaceae. The transcript is spliced from 3 exons. The record is from RefSeq and is a predicted model, not a curated record.